Myxocyprinus asiaticus (Chinese sucker) is the source of this 987-nucleotide messenger RNA. RefSeq names its product exosome component 5 (gene exosc5). Gene Ontology annotation, biological process: nuclear mRNA surveillance; rRNA catabolic process; U4 snRNA 3'-end processing. The record is from RefSeq and is a predicted model, not a curated record. The transcript has 6 exons. Bases 309 to 968 code for a protein of 219 amino acids. NCBI's taxonomy places the organism in Eukaryota, Metazoa, Chordata, Actinopteri, Cypriniformes, Catostomidae. Gene Ontology annotation, cellular component: nucleolus; cytoplasmic exosome (RNase complex); nuclear exosome (RNase complex).
GAUGACGUAUGAUGAACGCAAAUGGACCGGGGUUCGAUAGAAUCAAGUGAGUGUGAAACCAGACCAAAGCUGCGGGGGGACACCGGGAACAAUCGCACUCGGAAUCGGACCGCAGUAAACGUGCCCAGUGUGAAAGCCCCCUAAAAGUCAGAUGGCGUUCCAGGUAUUGCUGUGCAGUGACAUGGUCAUUGCGGUACCCUUGCCACUAGAGGGGGUACGUGUUCAAUAAUAUAUGCUAUGACGUCAUUCUGAUGCGCUCAAAACAAUGACGCAAAUUAGCGCGACAAGUAGAUUGUGCAUGAGGUACCAUGAUGGAGUUAGAUCAAAGUUGUCCAGUUUUAAGAGAGUAUGGGAGUGAGCAGUGUUUGUUGUCCAGACCUGAUGGAUCAUCCACGUUUGUUCAAGGUGAUACUAAUAUCUUGGCUGGAAUAUAUGGGCCAGCUGAGGUUAAAGUCAGCAAGGAAAUCUAUGACCGGGCUACCGUGGAGGUUCUGAUCCAACCCAAAAUGGGGCUUCCAAGUGUCCGAGAGCGUGCAAGAGAGCAGUGUGUGCGUGAGACAUGCGAGGCAGCUCUUCUAUUAACACUUCACCCUCGCUCUUCUCUCACACUCAUCCUACAGGUCAUACAUGAUGAUGGUUCUCUGUUGUCGUGCUGUCUGAAUGCUGCCUGUAUGGCUCUAAUGGAUGCAGGGCUGCCCAUGAGCCACCUUUUCUGUAGUGUGACCUGUGCCAUUAGCAAAGAGGGCCAGAUCAUCACUGAUCCCACAGCUCGACAAGAGAAGGAAAGUAGAGCGUUGUUAACAUUUGCUAUUGAUAGCAUUGAGCGCAAUGUUUUGAUGUCAUCAACUACAGGCUCUUUUUCAGUCCAAGAGCUGCAGCAGUGCAUAGCAAUCAGUCAAAAGGCUUCUGAACAAAUCUUCCAGUUUUAUAGGGAUUCUGUUAAACGCCGAUACUCAAAGGUACAAUAAACACACUUUAGGAUUUUUA